AGCAGCGCCGCCUUGCGGCCAGGAGUGACAGUGACAAGUACCCGAGCCGUCUGCAUGUGGCCGGGACACUUUUAAAGCCGUCGCCGCUGCUUGUGCACUUUUCUACGCGUUCAGGUUGGUGUUCGUGUCGUUGCAGCGGCUCGCAUGCUGGUUGUAGCGGAGAAGCGCCACCGCGGUGUUACACACGGGCUAGCUGGCCGGCUAAAGCCUCUCGGCUAAGACUUACGCCGUUACAGAGACCGGCAGUGGAGGACACGCUGAGCCAAAGAUGCCUACAUGUCCCAGAAAUGGUGUGCAGAGUGCAGAGGAUGUGUCGGAGGAUGAGGAAAGCCAGCUCUGCCCUAUCUGCCUGAACGCCCCCAGGCCUGUAGAGCGCGCUGUCCCUGACGCCUGCAGCCACGUCUACUGCCUCAGCUGCAUCCUGCGCUGGGCUCAGAUGCUGCAGAUCUGUCCAGUGGACCGCAGGCCUUUCAGCUCAGUCUGUACACAGAACCCUUAUCUGGGAUACAUUGAGAUUCCAGUAAAACCAUCCAGCACAUCGAACUCUUGUGUAUGCAACUCUAAAGACGAUGAAUCGCUGGAAAGCUUUUCAGUGGAGGAGAAAACCAAAAAGGAUGGAAAGGAUGAGAAAAGAGCCAGUGCUGAACUGACAUGUAAAAUAUGUGAUAUUAGUUCCUCUGCACUAAAAAAGGUUGAAGGAGAGACGUGUCGCUCUCAGCUGCUCACUCAGCACAGCGAACAUGGACUUUCAGCCCAGCAGGGAGAGACGCUCGGCAUUCUCACCCAAGUCAUUACAGAGACAGCGGUGAUUCCCGAGGAUGAGACGCUGAAUGAGGAAUGGAGUGUGCGCUCGAGAAAUACAGUAGAACACCAGUGGCUUCCUGUUUCUAUACCACCUCCCUCUACACGCAUAUCAAGCGUUCUGUCCAGGCAGUGUCCCCGUGCUCUUCUCCAGCAGCCCAUAAUGCGUUCCUCUCCAUGUGUACUGGGUUCUGGUUUCCCUGUUCUUUAUGGAAAGGUUUGUGCAGUCACAUGUCCCAAAGGCGAGGGGAGAAACAGUAAAAGAGGAUCUGGAUCGAAGAGCUCCUUCAAACCAACUGAGAAUCAUACGACACGCUCAACCCGAAAGAGCAAAAGCGAGAAUGAGGAUACUUUAUCCGGGCAAUCUCCCCAGUCUGACUCCGGCUCCUCCUCUCCUGCUGGCAGUGCUUCAAACGACAUGCCUGCUUCUACAAGUAAGCAAAGGCUUGCUAGCAAACAGAAGCCUACCACAAAGAGGAAAGGAAGCAGAAAGAAACCAGCCACUCGACGAGCAGCGGUUGAAAAUGAGGAACAUAGCGAGGAGGAUGAGCAGACGAGUCAAGAGGAACCUGACGUCGAUAUGGAGAAGUUGAAGACAUCGGAGACCACAGAGGAGACAGAAGAAGACCAGAGUUCCUGUCAAGGAGAUGUAGAUGAAGGUUCAGAUUCUGUUGAUCAGGAUGGAGAGGAACAAACAAGGAACAUUGAGUGUCGAGUGGAGAACGAAAACAUUUCACCUCUCUCCGUAAAACAGUGUGAUGAGGAAGGAGAGAAUGCAGACAAGCCAAAGGAUAAUCAGACAUCAUCUCAGGAGGAUCAUUCUGCACAGGACACACCCGAGAGUGAACCAGCAGCGUGUCUCGAAAACGAUCACCACCCGUCCUCUGCUCCAUCUGCUGAGCAGGUGAUGCUAGAGGGACCUAGCAACACACCCGAGUCUUUACUGAGCAACAGUAAUUUGACUACUGAACUCGUGAGUUCUUCAGAGGUAACUGAGCAUAAUCCAAAAUCUGAAGCUGAAGUAGAGUCAGUUGAGCGUGGAACUGUAACCGGUGAAGCGUGUCGACUUCCUGUGCCUGACAGCAUCUCCACUCUCGAUACAGCUGGAGACUGUUUACAGCGUCAGAACACUUCAGUAACUACAGACACAAAACAAGAGGCGUCUCUCGACAUCAGUAGUCAGCAGGACAACACGGAGUCUAUACCAAUGGACUGUGACUCUCCUGCUUCAGAGAACACUUCCCUUGCUGCUGAGAUGGUGCUGGAGAUCAAUAGUGCUGUUGCUGAACCCCAAAUCUUAUCUGCUGACCAAAUCCUUAUUCAGGACAGAGAGCAGAAGAUUGAGGUACACGAGAAGUGUGAGCCCUCCAAGGACCAGACAUCUUCAGACAGGAGAGAUGGUCGGCAACGCAAGUCUCGAUUCCACUCGCCCACAACCACCUGGUCCCCUAAAAGUGAGUCCAGAAACGAAGGAUCACGGAGGUCACGGUCCAGGGAUCGUAGUCGCAAUGCUGGGUCACCACACAGAAGUCGAGGUCGUGAGCACGAAGAGGAACGAGGCGGCUUCAGGCGGAAUCGCAGCAGAGAGAGAUGGAGCAGGAGACGCUCUCGAAGCCGGUCCAGAUCUCGCUCCAGAUCACGCUCAAGAUCUAGAAAUAGGCCAAAUCAGAGAGGCAUGUCUUCAGAACGCAGCGAUCAAAGGGCACAGUCGCCACGGAAAAGAGACUCUUGGGGUGGGGACGGCUGGAGAUCUGGACGUCCCUUUCUCAACUCCAGCAGGAGAAGCAAUCCAGAUAGACAGUUUCCAGCAAGGGAGUUCAACUCUUCAGGUAACGGCAGUCUCUAUCCUCCGGAGAUAUCGCCAGACAGAGGUCAGUCGGAAAACCCACAGUGGGUAAAGGAAAGGUCAUGGGUUAAUACUGACGGCAGGGAACGAGAUCUGGACGAGAAAUCUGGUGAUGCGCCCACAGACUAUUGGCCUCGAGGGGGCUGGGGCUCUGAACAAGGACGUCCUGCUGGACGGGGUCGGGCCGGUCAGCGGUCCUAUGGCCAGUACGGCGAGUCGGCAGAUAACUGGCGGCAGCAACGCAGCUCGUUCUCAGGGACAACAAACAACACAGGGAGUGAUUCCUACAGUCAGUUCAAUGAGAACAGACCAGGAGGGAAAAGAAAAGAGCCCGAGACCUGUGAUACACUUCUGGACCGGUCAGGAUGGUCCGCUGCUUCCAGCUGGGCGGUGCGCCGAACCCUCCCUGCUGAUGUACAGAACUACUACUCACGGAAAGAAAGAGGACCUGGGCCAGGUGGCAGCAUCUGGAACAAACAAGAGGACGAGCAGCCUCCAGCUGGAGUCUCCAAACAAACUGAUUUCCCACAGAGUGAGCCGAACACCCAUAUACCCAACGAAGCAGUACCUGCUCCUCCGAGUGUACUUCCUCACCAGAUUAAUGUGCUUGGAGUGCUGCGCUACCCAGUGGGUUCUAUUGGACCUCGAGGCCCUUCUGUGACGGUCCAGCCAGCCCAGUUCGCCAUUCCCACUCAGAUACCUGUCCACCUGCAUCCACCUGGCCCCCCUCUUCAGAUGCACACAAUGGCCAUACAGGGUCUGCCUCCGCCUCCUCCACCUCCUCCACCUGUACAGCAGGGCAGCCUCACUGUCCUGCCCACUGACCCUCUCCCUCAGGUGAUUACAAGUGUGCCAGGAAAAGGUCCAGUGAAAGCGUCGCCGAACAAAGCUGCAGCGUCGCAGGUUCAUCUUACCAACACACCAAGUGUAGCACAGCCUUCUUCCACCACACAGCCCUCGUCUCACAGCAAAGCCCAUGCAGACAGCUCCAAGAAGGAGAAGAAACUUCAGAUUCAGGAAAAAGCCAUCACUGAAGUGAAAGCAGCCAUCAAGCCAUAUUACCAAAAGAAGGAUAUCACCAAGGAGGAGUACAAAGAGAUUGUACGCAAAGCUGUUGAAAAAGUCUGCCACAGCAAGAGCGGAGAAGUCGAUGCCAAUAAAGUGGCCAACCUCGUCAAAGCGUACGUUGACAAGUACAAACACAUUCGCAAGAACAAAACGGACAAGAACUGAGGGAGACGCCGCUCUGCCGCCCGCACAAGUGCAAUUCCUCCACAGGAGCCCGUGUUCCACCGGCCGUUAUGACUGGAGCUUCUUUUCAUAUCUGAGAACAGUAAUGAAGUUUUUUCUAUAGAUUGCAUUAUUUUUGUUUAAUUUGGAUUUCAUAUAGUGCAAACUGCCCUUUAAUUGCUUUAUCUGUUGUUCUGGUGGGGCUGCUGUAAACUUUUGCCGAGGGACGGAUAUCACAGAUCACACUUUACUCUAACGAAGAAAAAAAAAAAAAACAAUCACUGUCAGAUUUUUUUGGAUCAUGUUUCUGUGGCAUUGCUGUAAGUGAUUAAUCAAAUGAACAGAGUGGUACUUCUGUAUCUUGCUCAUCCUCCCUCCAUCUCUCUCUCUCCAUCUCUCUCUCUCUUUCUCACAGUGUCGAGGACUUUAAUGUAAUAACAUUCAAAUUCUUCUUUACUUUUUCUACUCAACAUGAUCUUAAUCCUCAAUAAAUGUCCAUUGACAAUGUGAUUUUUUUUUUUUUUUUAAGCUAUUGGUGCAGCUGGAGAUUGUUUCUAUGUGAAUCUUGGACAUUAGGUGCAGGGAGCCUGUACACAGAUUUUCAAUUAAAAUAUGAACAGAGCUGUUUUAGUUGUGGGUUUAAUGUCCCUCAUAGUGCUUUCUGUAUCGCACAAAUGUAUUUAUUUACCUCCCAGAGCAAGAAAAAUAAAUAAACAAGCUCUCUGUUCCCA
Messenger RNA from Pangasianodon hypophthalmus (striped catfish), 4608 nucleotides. RefSeq names its product SR-related CTD-associated factor 11 (gene scaf11). The transcript has 15 exons. Bases 269 to 3880 code for a protein of 1203 amino acids. Gene Ontology annotation, molecular function: RNA binding. Gene Ontology annotation, biological process: spliceosomal complex assembly. Lineage: Eukaryota; Metazoa; Chordata; Actinopteri; Siluriformes; Pangasiidae. The record is from RefSeq and is a predicted model, not a curated record.